AAAAUGGGCAGAUCCAUUUUUCUUCUUCACCUUAUGCUUUCCUCAUUUCUCCUUUUUACUUUCUUCCUGGAAGCUGUUCCUGGCAGCAGAAAGUUAUAUAUUGUAUAUUUGGGAGCUCAUUCUCAUGGUGCCUACCCCACUUCCGUUGAUCUCCAAAUUGCUACCGAUUCUCAUUAUAAUUUAUUGGCUUCAGUCCUGGGGAGUGAAGAGAAAGCGAAAGAAGCAGUUAUUUACUCAUACAACAAACACAUAAAUGGGUUUGCAGCAAUGCUGGAAGAGGAAGAAGCAGCACAUAUCGGCAAAAAGCCGAACGUGGUGUCAGUGUUCUUGAGCAAUAAACAUAAACUGCACACUACCCGUUCAUGGGAAUUUCUUGGACUACACAGAAAUGGUAAGAACUCCGCAUGGCAAAAGGGAAACUUUGGUGAAAAUACAAUAAUCGCAAACAUCGACACUGGUGUUUGGCCAGAGUCAGAGAGCUUCAGUGAUGAAGAAUAUGGUCCCGUUCCCUCCAAAUGGCGUGGUGGUAAUGUCUGUCAAAUUAACAAAUUUUUAAGCAACAAGACAAAUCUAUGCAACAGGUUUUUGUUUUUUGUUUUCCUUCAAUAUAUAUUUACAAGUUCUGAAAUAGCUAGUAAGGACUAA
Vigna umbellata (rice bean) is the source of this 645-nucleotide messenger RNA. NCBI's taxonomy places the organism in Eukaryota, Viridiplantae, Streptophyta, Magnoliopsida, Fabales, Fabaceae. The record is from RefSeq and is a predicted model, not a curated record.